AGAGAUUCCGGCGUUUUCGAAAGAUUUUUGAUUUUGCGAUGUUUUCGCGUACGGCUCUCUACUAGUUCUACGUACUAUGGUAACGAGCAUCAUAUCAUGUGAUGAAUGGAUUUUUUUAACGCUCGAACAGCCCGAUACGUACGUACGUACCUACGUAACGGUACUACCGGUCGUAUGAAAAUUUGAACAGAAUGAGUACCCGUACCGUACGUAGGUACUGGUACUGGUACUACGGUAUGGGUGCUGCUUUCCAGAAAACCGGAAUGGCGCAGGGAUUACCUCACACGCAGGAAUCAACCAUCGAUGAAACAAAAGCAAAACCCUACGGUACGAAGAACAUCUGAUGGGUACGUACCGGUACGAGCAAGACAAUGCUUUGAAAGGCCCAAAGAUUUAAGGAUCGACCGAGCAGAUAAUCCUGAGUUAUGGAAAUAUAGUCUUUUCCACGUCCCAAUCGCCAACUUUCACGCCCCGGGUCGAAAGCACCGUCCGACACUGCGCCGAUCGAUACCGUAACAAAAAAUGGCAAACAAGAAACGAAAGAAUGCCCAAAAGAAGGCCACGGUUGCGAGCAGUGGCAGGUCGUCCAGGCAAUCCAGUAAACCGGGUGGUUCCGACUGCGGCAAGGGAGAACGAAGUUCCCACCACCAAACACAGCGGUCGUUUCAGUCGUUUCCCUUGCACCUGGUGCCGAACAACGAAUACGCCGGGAAGGACAACGCCCGAGAGCUUCGCGAGUUGUGCAGGGGAAGGGUGUGGGUGGUCCCGUCCUUCUUCUCACACAAGGAAUGCCGCGCCUGGGUCGACUUUUGUGAGUCCUUUGGCAAUGCCGGUGGCAACGGAUUCCAAUACACGGCGCAUCCAGCCAGCAAGUACAUCACGAACCGAGAAUGCUACCGCAUGCAGCAAGAGAACGCCAGUGAAUUGUCGGAUCGCAUCUUCCAGCGGUUAAAAGGCAUGACCAUAACACCAAACAAAAAUUGUGGCAACGGCAAAGGCGACGCCAACAGCUCGAAGCCAAAGGAGACGAAUGCUUGCCCUACCAUACUCUCACGGAUACAAAACGACACGGCGGAUCUGUACCCACCCCCGAAAUCCUACGGGCCGAUCGGCUGCAAUCCAAAUCUCCGCGUCUACCGAUACGACGAGGGACAUGCCUUUGGCAGGCACGUGGACGAGACAAAUGCCGUUUGCGGGGGAGCUACCGAGAUGACCAUGCUCGUCUACCUCUCGGCCUGCAGGGGCGGGGCCACGCGGUUUCACAUCGGAAGCGGCCGCCGUUCCUCCUUCCUGGCCUUUGAGCCAGAGGUCGGGGCGCUCCUCCUGCACGUCCACGGCAAGCACUGCCUGGAACACGAGGCGGACGCUGUUCUGGCCGGCCAAAAAUAUGUUUUGAGAACCGACCUGGUAUACGGAAGGAGGUGAACGACACGAAGGGGUUGCGUGAGCUGCGUCGUGUGCCGAACCGUACACGCAGACAGAGAAUCAAGUGUUUUGUUCGGAAACCGUGGACUUUGUCUUGCAAUCGGGUGCGCUUUCUCCGCUCCUCGCUUCUGGUUCUGUUUCCAGUAAUAGUAUCGCAGUUGUUCUUUAGCUGUUGGAGCCCUCAUUUUCUAAAUUUUUCGGUGCCUCGGCUUCGUCACAGCACCAAAAAAAAUUGGCGGCAACGCACAAAACACCAUCUGGAAAAUACCGGCAGCGAAGGAUUGCUUCGAAAACCGCACGCUUUCUGCCACGGUGUGUGCCGUGUUCAUGGGCACAUCAACGAGGAACUUUCGAACAGCGUCAAGAGGAGUACAAAGAAGGGCACACGAACUCAUGAUAAAUCUAACUCUAAACGUAUCAAGCGAACGAAAUAAGUUCGGAGUGGCUCUAGCUCAUCCCUGACGAAGACACGUGUCUUUACCAAUGAUUGUGCUUGAUUGAUCCAUUCAUUCGUUCCCCUUCCUUUGUGAUUCUCUUCCUUCGUUUCAAUUCAAUCGUAAUAGUAAUAAUUUGAUUAUAAAGUCAAUAUCCAAAAUAGUGGAGGGUGUUCAACGACAGGAGCCAGCUCUAAUGCCUUCCUUACCAGUGAAAGAUUCUUUCUUCCGAAGUAUGACAAGUUGAAAAAAGCGUGGAAUAUUUCUGCGGUUGGUUCCAUCUCGAACUAAAUCAGUAUGCUUUUCCGUGUUCUCCCCUCAAGCGAUUUGAUUCGUAAAAACAACACAAUGGUUGCAUCAUAUCCAAGGUUGAUUG
Pseudo-nitzschia multistriata is the source of this 2235-nucleotide messenger RNA. The record is from the annotation of a GenBank genome assembly. Lineage: Eukaryota; Bacillariophyta; Bacillariophyceae; Bacillariales; Bacillariaceae.